Molecule: messenger RNA, 3501 nt
Organism: Camelina sativa (false flax)
Lineage: Eukaryota; Viridiplantae; Streptophyta; Magnoliopsida; Brassicales; Brassicaceae
Source: RefSeq, a predicted model, not a curated record
AUGAUUAAAGCGUUGUACCAGAGCAAAACAGAGCAAAAACACUGGUACUCCCGGAGUUUCUCAAGGGGUUUGAGAAACUGUUACACGUUUAAUUUGGCCACUGGAGAAAGGUUACAAGUCUGUCUGGUCAAGACAGGGGAAUCAACGCCAUUCAUCACCGGUUUAGAGCUGCGUAAACUCGACACCAACGCCUACAAAACUUCAUCUGGAUUAUCCUUGCAGACUCACUGGCGAGCAGACCUUGGCUCAAUCUCUAACCGACCCUUGAGGUACAGAGCAAAUGACUAUGGAGCUGAUAUCUUUGAUCGCAUUUGGAUGCCUUACAACUCGGAAAAUUGGUCGCAGGUUAGUACUCAUAACAGUGCAGGUGUCUACAAUUCCUACAAGCCGCCAGUGACUGCUAUGAUCACGGCCUCUGUUCCAACAGACCCGGACGCUCCUAUGAACAUUUCGCUAGCCAGAGUGGAUCCGGCUUCAGAAUUCUACGUUUGCAUGCACUUUGCUGAGAUCCAAGAUCUCAAACCUGAUGAAACGAGAGAGUUCAAUAUCAAGUACAACGGAAGACUUGUUGCCAGUACCGUUACGCCUGGAAGACUUUACACUCUCUCCCAAAUAAUUGAUCAGGAAGUCGGUCCUAAUGCCAAAGGAGAGUACGCUUUUUCGAUUGAAAGGACCUUGCAUUCCACACUGCCGCCUCUUCUGAACGCCAUAGAAAUCUACCUCGUGAAAUCAUUUGAGGAACAAGAAACUGAUACUAAAGAAGUUGAUGCAAUACUUAGAAUCAAGUCUAGGUGCGGUAAGAAGAAGAUAGAUUGGGAAGGAGAUCCCUGUGUGCCACAUGAAUACAUGUGGAAAGGUCUUGACUGCAACUAUAAACACAACAAUCAACCUAGGAUCGUGAAUUUGAACUUGACGGCCAGCGGCCUAAUCGGGGAGAUACCAGAGUCGUUAUCAAACCUGACAAAAUUAGAAGUCCUUGAUUUGUCAAACAACAAUCUCACUGGUUCGGUCCCAGAGUUUUUGGCUGAUAUGGAGUCGUUAAAAUUCAUAAAUCUAUCAAGCAAUGAACUAAAUGGUUCGAUACCUAGACGUCUCCUUGAUAGAGCAGAAAAAGGAUUGGUUACACUAAGCGUGGACGAAUUUCCCGGGCUAUGUUCCUCUCCUUCAUGCGCCACCACAAGCAAGAAGAAGACAAAUAUUGUUAUUGCAUCUAUUGCAACAGCACUCUUUUUAAUCUUACUCAUUGCAGCCGUCAUUAUAGUUAUCUACAAGAGGAAAAGGAAAGCCGAUAGACAUCCCAGUUCAGAUUUUGCAGAAAAUAAGCAAUUGGAUCAAAGUAGCUUCUCAGACAAUGCAGACAACAACGUGUUCACACUCGAAGACUUGGCUCAAGCAACUGGUAACUUUUCAAGCACCAACCUCAUUGGACAAGGUGGGUUUGGUUAUGUUCACAGAGGAGUUCUUUCCGAUGGAACUGAGAUUGCGGUUAAACAACUUAAAGCUGGAAGCAGACAAGGCGAACAAGAGUUUCUAGCGGAGGUAGAGAUCAUUAGUAGAGUUCAUCACAGACAUCUUGUUUCUCUCCUUGGUUAUUGCAUAACCGGAUCUCAAAGACUGCUUGUUUACGAGUUUGUGCCUAAUAAGACUCUGGAAUUUCAUCUUCAUGGUACAAGUCCUUGCGAUAUAUUAAUGGUUUUUUACUUUCAAAUCUCAUGUAAAUUUCUGAAACGAANUAUUGUUAUUGCAUCUAUUGCAACAGCACUCUUUUUAAUCUUACUCAUUGCAGCCGUCAUUAUAGUUAUCUACAAGAGGAAAAGGAAAGCCGAUAGACAUCCCAGUUCAGAUUUUGCAGAAAAUAAGCAAUUGGAUCAAAGUAGCUUCUCAGACAAUGCAGACAACAACGUGUUCACACUCGAAGACUUGGCUCAAGCAACUGGUAACUUUUCAAGCACCAACCUCAUUGGACAAGGUGGGUUUGGUUAUGUUCACAGAGGAGUUCUUUCCGAUGGAACUGAGAUUGCGGUUAAACAACUUAAAGCUGGAAGCAGACAAGGCGAACAAGAGUUUCUAGCGGAGGUAGAGAUCAUUAGUAGAGUUCAUCACAGACAUCUUGUUUCUCUCCUUGGUUAUUGCAUAACCGGAUCUCAAAGACUGCUUGUUUACGAGUUUGUGCCUAAUAAGACUCUGGAAUUUCAUCUUCAUGACAAAGAGGCACCCGUAAUGGAAUGGGCAAAAAGGAUGAAGAUUGCCUUGGGUUCAGCUAAAGGACUGUCAUACUUGCAUGAUGACUGUACCCCUAAAACAAUACACCGCGACAUAAAAGCUGCCAAUAUUUUGAUUGACAAUAGCUAUGAGUCAAAGGUAUUAUUUGAACUUGUAAAAAUAGCAGAUUUUGGACUCGCCAAGUCUUGUUCAGACAAUGAAACCCAUGUUUCCACUCGGGUUAUGGGAUCAUUCGGGAACUUGACGGCCAGCGGCCUAAUCGGGGAGAUACCAGAGUCGUUAUCAAACCUGACAAAAUUAGAAGUCCUUGAUUUGUCAAACAACAAUCUCACUGGUUCGGUCCCAGAGUUUUUGGCUGAUAUGGAGUCGUUAAAAUUCAUAAAUCUAUCAAGCAAUGAACUAAAUGGUUCGAUACCUAGACGUCUCCUUGAUAGAGCAGAAAAAGGAUUGGUUACACUAAGCGUGGACGAAUUUCCCGGGCUAUGUUCCUCUCCUUCAUGCGCCACCACAAGCAAGAAGAAGACAAAUAUUGUUAUUGCAUCUAUUGCAACAGCACUCUUUUUAAUCUUACUCAUUGCAGCCGUCAUUAUAGUUAUCUACAAGAGGAAAAGGAAAGCCGAUAGACAUCCCAGUUCAGAAAAUAAGCAAUUGGAUCAAAGUAGCUUCUCAGACAAUGCAGACAACAACGUGUUCACACUCGAAGACUUGGCUCAAGCGAAACCUCUGAUGGCAAAAGGUCUAAAGGAUGGCAACUUCAACGGUUUUGUUGACCCGCGAUUAGAGAAUGACUUUGAUGUCAUCGAAAUGACGAGAGUGGUUGCUUGCGCUGCUGCUAGCGUCCGCCAUGCACCGAAACGCCGUCCAACAAUGACCCAGAUUGUUCGAGCAUUUGAAGGCAACAUUUCUCUAGCUGACAUAACCGAAGGAGUUGCUUCAGAAGACAGCACUGGUUACAGCUUAGACGGGAGCUCGGAUUACUGCUCAACACAAUACAGAGAGGAUUUGAAGAAAUUCAAGAAAAUGGCACUUGAAAGCCAGACAUUUGGUAGCAGCGGUUUGACGAGCGAAAAUGGUCAGGACUUAGAACCAUCAAGCUCCUCUAGCAUCAACGAAGGAUGACGUAACGCAGCUAGCAGACCCUCAUACCUGGCGAGAAAACAGAUAAGUUCCGUGAAGAAGAAGAAGAAGAGACUCCAAGACAAAACAGAGGGCUCGAUCAGUUAAAAAGUCGUUUAAUUAAAAUAACCCUACAGUAUUUUUUAUAUGUUUAUCAAUCAA